GCUGCCUCUCUCUGUCCCCAUCCGGCGCUGCUCUCCACGCCGCAGAGACAGCAUGGCGGACAGCAGGAGCUCCGAUGAGUCCCAGCCGGAGGAGAACAGCGAGGAGGAGGAGACUCCAGGCGGAGAGGAGCUCAACCUGGAGGAGGUGCUGCGGCUCGGAGGGACCCAGGCGGACUACAUCCUGCUGGCGGCCGUCGAUGACUCCAACGAGAUCGUCGAUGGAGGGAUGAAGGGAGCCAUCGACGACCUGGAGGAGGGAGAGCUGGAGGGAUUCAUAUCCAAACUGGGGAUCCGGGCCCACACCGGGUCCCAGAGCGUCCCGGACCAGCCAGAGGGUGGCGCCGCUGCAGACCACAGGAAGGGCAAAAAGGCUGUGGAAGCAUCGGCCGCGGAUCAAGUGUCCAGCUCUCAGAGUAAAAAACAGAAGAAGAAGGAAGAUGUUCCGGUUCCCUCUGGGAAAAAGCCGAAGCAGAACCCGGCCCAGUUUGAGUUCCAGCCGCGGCAGGUUCUGCUCAUCAAGCCGGGCGGGAAGUGGUUCGAGCUCGAGUACGCCUCGGAAGGGUCGGAUACGCCACAGGACGCGGCGGUGGCGUCCCGCUACAGGGCGCUGGCGCAGCGGCUGUUUGAGUCCGAGGUGGAGCUGUACCGCACCAAGAAGAACCUGCAGAGAGGAGCCAACUCCGCCUGGAUGAAGACGGUGGUGUCCUCCGGCGCGCUGGCCGACCGCAUGGCCGCCAUGACGGUGCUGGUGCAGGACGCGCCGGUGCACAUGCUGGAGCACGUGGAGACGCUGGUUUCCAUGGUGAAGAGGAAGGGCAGCCGGCGGAUGGGCCUGAUGGCGCUGGACACGAUGCGGGAGCUGCUGAUGUCCGACCUGCUGCCCGAGCACCGGAAGCUCCGCCCCUUCGCCCAGCGCCCCUUCGACCAGCUGGAGGAGCGGGCGAGCGGCAACCGCGACGCCCGCGACCGCCGCCUCAUCCUCUGGUACUUCGAGCACCAGCUGAAGCAGCAGGUGGCCGAGUUCGUGGCGGCGCUGGACGAGGUGGGCCACGACACGGUGGCGGCCACCAAGGCCAAGGCGCUGGCCGCCGCCCACGAGCUGCUGAGCGGCCGGCCCGAGCAGGAGAGGGCGCUGCUGGUGCAGGUGGUCAACAAGCUGGGUGACCCCGACUACAAGAUGGCGGCCAAGGCAGCGCACCUGCUGGAGACGCUGCUGCACCACCACCCCAACAUGAAGGCGGUGGUGUGCUGCGAGGUGGAGCGCCUCAUGUUCCGGCCCAACGUCGGCGCCAAGGCGCAGUAUUACGCCGUGUGCUUCCUGAGCCAGGUGAUGCUGAGCCACGACGAGGCGCCGCUGGCCGCCAAGCUCAUCGCCGUCUACUUCUCCUUCUUCGGCGCCUGCGUCAAGAAGAAGGACGUGGAGUCCAAGAUGCUGAGCGCUUUGCUGACCGGCGUCAACCGGGCGUAUCCCUACGCCGACGCCGGAGACGAGAAGGUGCGCGAGCAGCUGGACACGCUGUUCCGGGUCGUCCACCUGGCCAAGUUCAACACGGCGGUGCAGGCGCUGAUGCUGCUGUUCCAGGUCCUGGACGCACAGCAGAGCGUGUCUGACCGCUUCUACGUGGCCCUGUACAGGAAGCUGCUGGACCCGGGCCUGGCGGCGGCGCCGCGGCAGAACCUGUUCCUCAACCUGCUGUUCAAGGCGCUGAAGGCGGACGUGGCGCCGCGGCGCAUCAAGGCCUUCGCCAAGCGGCUGCUGCAGGUCGCCGCGCAGCAGGGCGCCUGCUUCGCCGCCGGGGCGCUCUUCCUCGUCUCCGAGGUGAUGAAGGCCAAGCCGGGCCUGCGGAUGCUGCUGCAGCAGGGGGAGGACGGGGCGGAGGAAGAGGAGGAGUUUAAAGAUGUCUGUGAGGAGAGGCGCCAUGAUGAAGAGGAGGAAGAGGAGGAGGCUCUGGCCCACAGACCGGAGGGAGGCGUGGCGGAACCAGCGACCCGGCCCACGGCAUCAUGGGUCCACCACCAGAACCUGGAAGGAGGCCGGAGCUCCCAGAACUACGACCCGGUCCACAGGAACCCGCUGUUCUGCGGUGCCGACCGCUCGCCGCUGUGGGAGCUGCACCGGCUGUCUCUGCACUUCCACCCAUCGGUGUCCCUGUUCGCCAGAACCGUCCUGCAGGGAGAACCGGUCCAGUACACUGGCGAUCCGCUCCAGGACUUCACGCUGAUCCGGUUCCUGGAUCGCUUCGUCUUCAGGAAUCCAAAGCAGCUCAGAGGAAAACGUGAGAAUCCCGGAUCUCCAGCUCCUUCCCGACCCGGGUCGGUUCUGAUCCAAUUUCCUGUCUGUUUGUCAGAAAACACGGAUUCUGCAGCACUGAGGCCCAAGCAGCGGUUCCCGGUCAGCUCGCUGCCAGUGAACGGCGCCGAGUUCCUGUGCAGAGACGAGAGCCAGAUCCCCGUCGACCAGGUCUUCUUCCACCGCUUCUUCAAGAAACGGCAGCAGGAGAAGCAGAGCCGGCGGCCGCGACCCGACGGAGACGACGGCAGCGUGGAGAGCGUGGACGACGACGAGUUCGAGGAGGCACUGGAUUCCUUGGAGACCGACUUCACCAACGUUCCGGACGGCGACCUGGACUUUGCAGGGAACGUCCGCAGUAAGAAAGGGAGGGACUCGGAGGACUCGGACUUGGAGGAUGACCUGGACGACGAGGAGGUGUCUCUGGGCAGCAUGGAUGAGGAAGACUUUGGAGAGGAUGAAGGCGGGACCUUCAUGGACCCUGAGGAUGAUGAUGGUCCAGAGCUGGAGGAUGAAGACGUUCCUGAAGGUUCAGGCGAGGAGGCGGAGCUUCCUGCCAUUCCUCAGACCAGGAAGAGGAAGUCCUCCAAGGAGCCUGAUUUCUCCGGACCUUUAGAGCCGGAGAAGGAGAAGAAACGAAGGAAAGACAGAGGCGUGUUUGCUUCAGCGGAGGAGUUUGGAUCCCUGCUGGACGAAAACUCCGACUGCAAGUUGGACAACAUCAGCCUGAACGCCAUGGCCAACAGCGACAGAGCAGGCCUGAAGCAGCUGAAGUGGGAAUCGCAGCGGGACGACUGGAUCCACGGUCGGGACUCCCAGACGCUGCGCCGCAGGAAGAGCUCCUUCAUCAGGAGGAAGACGAGGGGCCGCGGGGCCUUCAGGAGGAACAGGAAGUAGCUCAGUCCUGUUUGGCCGCCCAGGCUUCCUGGUCCCGCUCCCGGAUCCCAUAGAUCCCGGCCCACUCGUUGGACUGGUAGUAAACUGGGGGACAGGAGAGACUGUCAAAGACUGAUUCAUUGUUAAAGUAAUUUCAUUUAUUAAAGCUUCACACAAACGUUUUCUUUUGUUAAUAAACUCUGCAAUGUUUUUCUGA
Molecule: messenger RNA, 3383 nt
Organism: Poecilia reticulata (guppy)
Lineage: Eukaryota; Metazoa; Chordata; Actinopteri; Cyprinodontiformes; Poeciliidae
Gene: cebpz
Product: CCAAT enhancer binding protein zeta
Cellular component (GO): nucleus
Source: RefSeq, a predicted model, not a curated record